Molecule: messenger RNA, 1239 nt
Organism: Bactrocera latifrons
Lineage: Eukaryota; Metazoa; Arthropoda; Insecta; Diptera; Tephritidae
Exons: 4
Coding region: 1-468 (155 amino acids)
Source: RefSeq, a predicted model, not a curated record
AUGAAUGCGAUUGUAGUGACUUGUUUGUUAUCACUGUUGGCUACACUGUCUGCACAAGUAGCGUCUGAUUAUACCCCAGCUGAUGAUCCACCUCCAAGAUGUAGACCAGGACUUAUUGUGGAUUGCAACGUUCAGAACGAAAACCUAGUUUGGUGUAAGGAUGAGAAUAAUGAGUGUAAAACGAUUUUGAACUCAUGUCUUUUCGAUCAAGCCAACUGCGCGCGUUACCGACUGGGACGGCCACUACUACAAUUAAUAUCGAAGGAAGAAUGCCAAAGGUUAUGUGUCACUGAUUGUUCCAAUGCACCACAAGAUAURAUUUGUACUCAUCGAGAUGGAAAAUAUUGCACUUUCCCCAGCCAAUGCGAAUGGACGAAGCAUUUAUGCAAUACGGGCGAAUGGCUAAUAGUUUGGUUCCAGGAGGGUCCACUUCCCUGUGGUUCAAUUCCAGUUCAGUGCUUUCCUUAACUGCUACACUCUUUUUGAAAGUUGACAUGAAGACAAAAUACAUCAGAGGAAUUAUCUUGCUAUUGCAAAAGCCUUGCGCGGUGCACGCAAAACAAAAUAUACCACACCAAAACCCAUCUACUAGCUAUCAUACAUAUUCAAUAUAGUAUAUGUAUAAGGUACAUGCGUGCUUUUGCAUACAUAUGUACAUAUGUAUUUCGGUGUAAGAUUUUUGAAUUUCAUGCGUUCUUGGAAGAGCAAAAGAAUUCCCCUAUAGAAUUAUUAGAGAUUAUAAUAAAUGUGCCUACAAACCGUAAUCACCUGACUGGUUUUAAGUAUAUAUCUUGUUGUCUACCCCAGUAAAGAAGAAAUAAUACAACAGGGAGAAAACUUUAACUUCAGUUAGUGAUACAUUUUCGUGGUUCGGACAGUCUCUUGGGGACAGUUCAUUGUAACGGGGUUUUUUCAAUAAGAGCGCUACAAAAGUACGGUUUGGGAUAUCAAUUUAAUUCUUUGUUCCUGUGCAAGUACAUUCGAUGCCAUUAUGUAUUAUAUGUUCAUACCGUUAAGGAACAAUCUUGAAAUUUGCAACAAUCAAAGCCGGGAAAAUACAUUGACUUUCAAGUAAAGAUACGCUCUCUCCCAUUUUCAAAGUUCCAUAUAAAAAUACCAGGAUGAUAUUUUUCAUCAAAUUGGCAUUUCUAAGAACAACGCAACAUAAACGCAUUAAAAUCUGUAGGAUAGUCGAAAAUCAGUAUAUAAGAUAUAGGUGUUUGGGAAAGGUCUUGAUUA